This is a messenger RNA of Acanthochromis polyacanthus (spiny chromis), 1022 nucleotides long. RefSeq names its product chemokine (C-X-C motif) ligand 19 (gene cxcl19). Bases 16 to 405 code for a protein of 129 amino acids. Gene Ontology annotation, biological process: chemokine-mediated signaling pathway; neutrophil chemotaxis; antimicrobial humoral immune response mediated by antimicrobial peptide. Gene Ontology annotation, molecular function: CXCR chemokine receptor binding; chemokine activity. NCBI's taxonomy places the organism in Eukaryota, Metazoa, Chordata, Actinopteri, Pomacentridae. The record is from RefSeq and is a predicted model, not a curated record. Gene Ontology annotation, cellular component: extracellular region. The transcript has 3 exons.
CUGGAGCAGAGAUGUAUGUUGGCAGUCAGAACAGCGGUAAACUUUUCAUCUGCGCUCAAGAGCUCAACAAGCAUCAGCCUAAACAAGAUGAAGCUCUGCAUCCUGGUCGUGCUCGGGACUCUGCUCGUCGUCAUCAGUGGUAUUCCGCCGAUCAGCAGGGACUACAACACACACUGCCGCUGCGUGGAGGUGGAGUCGAGGAUCAUUCCCCCCGACAACCUGAAGAGCAUCAAACUGGUCCCUGAAGGUCCCCACUGCCCCGAAACAGAAGUCAUAGCCGGACUGGCGAGCGGCGAGAAGGUCUGUCUGAACCCUCGGUCCCCCUGGGUGAAGAAACUGGUCCAGUUCAUUCUGGAGAAGCAGCUACGCCAGCAGAGAGGAGGAGGCGCCAAGAAUAAGGCCUGAAGAUGAUGUUACAAAUGCAAACCAUGCCGCAGUUAAACCCGCUGUCUGCAACUCUGAGUCACACUAUGAUAGAUGACAGAAAAUAUUUAACCCAUCUUGCUGUCUAACUUAAAGAACUCAGUUUUUUUAUUUUCUAUUCUAGGUCCAGUUUGUGACUGGGCUAUUUCAGCUUCUGUGGGGUUUUUCUUUUUCUUGUUUGUGGAUUUUUUUUUCUCCCAGAAUCAUAUUUCUACCGUUUCCUACCACAUAUUUAACACACCUUGCUUGAACAACAUUGAUUAUGAAAACAUACUGAAGUGCUACAAAGAGAUAAAGGGUUUAGUUACUGGAAAGUAAACAUAAUGGGGAAAAUCAGCUGAAAUAUAAAAGCUUUAGCAAAGUUUGAAUUUAACUGUGCCUGUAAAAAGUGUGACUUUGAACAAAGAUUGAUUGUGUGACCCUUUGAAAGCGGAUAUUGUAUGUAGCAGAGUAUUGAAAUGUAUGUAGUCAUUUCUGUGUAAUUCGCUGUUUGGUGAAUCUUCUCCAGCUGCAACGGAAACAAACGCUCAGAUAAGAAUUUAUGUAUCGAAAGAAUAUCUAGAAAACCUGAUGUGAGCCUUUAAAGAAAAUCCAAUCAA